Molecule: messenger RNA, 2411 nt
Organism: Parus major (Great Tit)
Lineage: Eukaryota; Metazoa; Chordata; Aves; Passeriformes; Paridae
Exons: 3
Coding region: 240-710 (156 amino acids)
Source: RefSeq, a predicted model, not a curated record
CCGCCGGGUACCCACCACUCCGGAUCGCCGAGGACCAUGCUAUAACCCCAUCCCUCCUCCCACGACAACCGAGAACUCUCAGGAGCGACGCGGCCACGCUCAAUUCAGGCCACCGCCUCCCGGCCCGGCCCGGCCCGGCCCGGCCCGCUCCCAGCACCCACCGUCCGAGGGGGCUAGCAGAGCGGAGGGCGCGGAGCCGGCAGUGCAGGAAAUAAACGACUUCUGAUGCAAGAAGCACGAUGAAAUUCGGUUGCCUUUCCUUCCGACAGCCCUACGCAGGGUUGCUUCUAAACCGAGUCAAAACGGUAGAGACUCGCUGGCGUCCUUUGCUAGCAGGCUACAAGAACUGCACCAUUGCUGUUCAUAUAGCUGUUAAGGACUGGGAAGACGAAACAUGGAGCGAAAUUCUUCUGAAUAGGUUCGGCAUGACAUCGAAACAACUGCGAGAUUUGUUGGAUGAAGGGGAAAAAUUUGGCAGAGGAGUUAUUGCAGGAUUAAUUGACGUUGGAGAGACAUCACUAUAUCCAGAAAACCUGCCCCCUGAAGAGAUUCUGGAGCUGGAAAACAAAGCUGUCCUCAGCAAUCUAGAACAGAAAUACUUGACUGUUGUUUCAAAUCCCAGAUGGCUCCUGGAACCAAUUCCUGCCCGAGGGAGAACAGGGGUGUGGCAGGUGGACAUCCCUGAAGAACUGAUCCCUUCAGAAUUUUAGGUGUUACCCCUUAAUUUUUCCUGCCUAAAUGCAGAUUUUUAUUUAAGUUGCUGACUUGUGAAUUACAUCAGUAUCUUGUUUAGGAUUCUAUUCCAAAACUAUUUCAAAUGGCAAAUAUAUUUGAAAAACUACUUUUUUUGAUGCAAAGCAAACAAGAUGUGUUUUUAUGACUAUUACAGCAAAUUAUUAAUUUUUUCUAGACUUUUCCUGUAUGAACACGAAGUGACAUUUUUAAAAUGUAUAAUUAUGGAUGGCAUUCCAAUUGAAAUGUAAAUGAUUUUUUGACACCUGCAUCUCUGAUUAUAGGAAAAUGGUGCUUAAAAGCAGGCUGCCACAAUUAAUAAGACAUCUGUCCCUGCCUUAAGGAUAGAUUAUUUUCUUCACAUUUCAGGCACACAAGAUGUACAUAUAAUGGAUAUACCUCUGUGAUCUGACAAACAUUGCGCAAAGGCCAUUAUGACAAGGUGCUUGUACAAAAUUAAAUUAUUACAUUUUUUCUCUUAAGAUGAAAAAUACUAGUUAUCUUUGAAAAUCUAAUACUGAAUUCAAGCCAAGUGUGAAGAAUUACAAAUAAUAGCCACUAAGUUUCAGGACUCUCAAGAGGUUUCCAAAACUUACAUCCUAUGUCACAUUUUGGCUUCAUGACCUCGGACCUGGGCCAGCUAGGAGUGGUGUGGCUAAAUAACAGGAUGGGUUUGGUUGGGUGACCCAAAAAGUAAAACUGCUUUAAUGGCAAAAUAAUAAACGGCAGAAGGCAAACACACAGUACAGGGUCCACCCCAAAAGGUGAAAAAGGGUGGGUACAACAGUAUAUAAAUGGAAGAUCUGAGGGUGUAUCUGAAGGCAGGGUUCCAAUCACAGACUGAGAUUACAAAUACUAAAAAUAAUGUGGCAAAUGACAACCAAUCAGGGGAGAGAACUAAGAACAUUCUGGAAGCAUAGCCAUGUAUGAACAGGCUUGCUAACAUCCCCCAGUCUUAAGCUGAUGCCCAACCAGUUCAAUCUCCACAACCCUACCUUAGGAGUAGUACAGUGAAAAUCCUUUUGAUUUUUUGGAGCAAGGCCACACCUAGGCAUGGCUCUAAAAACAGAACAAGUGGCAGAGCCUUUGUAUUUAGACAGUUUACUUAAACACUUAGGAAACCAUUCUUUUGGACUACACCACUUUUACCAGAGCCAAGGAAAUUAUCUUGCACCCCCAGCAUCAGGGCCCAGGGCUACUACCUGCAGAUCCACUGUUUGAACCAUGCAUGGAGCUGGGCAAAGACCGAGCUGCUGGCAGUACAGCUGGGAGAGGUGGGAAGAGACUGCAGGUAAGGGCUGGGUGAAGCAGAGCAGCUCCCUGGCCCCAGCCACACCGAGCUGUGCCUUGGCUGAAGGGAAGGCGCAGAGGCUGGAACUCAAGUGCGUUUGUUUGAGUGGCAGCACAUAGAGCUCUACAGGAACCACUGCCCUGGGGAUCUGCCUUGGAGCAGGUGAGGCCUUCCCCAUCACAGCACUGUGCAAUGCGUUCUCCCUUGGAUCUGAUGUGCAUGGACUGUUCUCCUUCUGGGAAGUGGUUUCUCAUGCAAAGUCAACAUCUGGUUUUCUUCUCCAUGGUAAUGUGCCGGCAAACUGAUGUCCAGUAACAAUCCCACUGAUGUUAGAUUUUUUUAACCAGAAUAUAAUAAAAUAUAUAUAAAUAAAAAUAUAUAAAAUAUA